AGUAUAUCCUGCUAGAUCAUGCCCAAACUGAGUGCUCACGACCGGACGACAAUAGUUCGGGAUCACUAAUUUUUAGUGCAAUGUUGGCAUCCAAGGAUAACUGUAUCCUAGUGACGAUUUACACAGAUAUGCCGCUAGAAAUCCCACAGCAUGUUUUGGUAUGGCCGACCUUGGGUUCUGGGAGCAUGAGUCCUUCGGUCAAGCUGCUUACGAACUACGAGCGCAUCCCAAUAGCAUUGCGUAUAUGCUGGCAUUCAAUCUAUAAAAUGCUCUGGUAUAGCGGAACCAUCACUUAGCGACACUAUGCCCUAUCCGGCGAAUGCGUUCGCCAAUGGCCCGUGCGUCCGAGACCAACACGGUUUCCAAAACAUGCCAUUGGUGC
Messenger RNA from Baudoinia panamericana UAMH 10762, 382 nucleotides. RefSeq lists its product as uncharacterized. Bases 81 to 296 code for a protein of 71 amino acids. The transcript has 2 exons. The record is from RefSeq and is a predicted model, not a curated record. Lineage: Eukaryota; Fungi; Ascomycota; Dothideomycetes; Mycosphaerellales; Teratosphaeriaceae.